ACGGCACACAAAGACAAUCCGAUUCUUUAUUCAAGAACAAACAGUGAACUGGUUGUGGGCUGGCUCUCUGACCCACUUCCAACCCGAAACGAAAGAAUUUCCGCUGCAAAGUGAAACCCACUGGGAUUUCGGAUUUCGGCGUCUUAAAUUCUUUCCCGACCAUUUCACUUUCGCUCGUAAAGAGCAGCCAGCUACGUCAUCUAACCGAAAUUAACAUAUGUCUAUCCAUAAACCGAAGAGAGUGGUCAAAACGUGCUAAUCAGUUACGAAACUUGCAAAAAGUGAAACACCGCCCAUCUAUAAUUUCCGACUUGUACUUUCAUGCAGACGAACCGAAAAAUGUGCCUCAAGAUUGGAUUUAUUUUGCUCGCCUCUGUGCUGGGCACCACCUUGGCCCAGGAACAGCCCUACUACCUGCAACAAUGUCCCCGGGAUGAGGCUCAGAUCAAUGAAUGUCUUCGGGAAAGUGGCAACAAGCUGGUCCACUACCUGCAGAAGGGAGUUCCCGAGUUGGACAUCUAUGAGAUCGAACCCGUUAUGAUUGAUGAGAUCGGCAUUGUGCUGGGCAGUGGUCCGGAUGGCUAUCGCGCUCUUUUCCGGAAUAUUCAAGCCUACGGUGUGAGCAAUAUUACGGUCACCAAUAUUCGCUCCGACUUGGACUCGCUGCAGUUCCAGCUGACGUGCGAGAUACCCCGCAUUCGCGUCAAGGCUCAGUAUAGAUCCACAGGUGUUCUGAUCUUGGUGAAGGCCUCCGGAGCCGGCGACUACUGGGGGGAGUAUGAGGGAGUGAAGGCCAAGAUCUACUUCAAGGCGCUGGCAAACGAGGGACCCGACGGGCGAACCUAUCUGACGACGGACUCCGUCAAGAUGGACUUCAAUGUCAAGGAGAUCCAAAUGGGGGUGGACAACAUCGCCAAUGGCAAUUCUGUCAUACAGGCUGCCCUCAACCUGUUCAUCAACUCCAACUCCCAGGAGCUGCUCAAGGAAAUGAAGCCGGCGCUCAGAACCAAACUCACUUUGGUCAUCCGCAACUUCAUGGAUCGCAUCUUCGCCAAGAUCCCUCUGGACGAGUGGAUCAAUCUGAAUUAGAAUGUAGUUUCCCUAGCCUAAGUCCUUAUUUAUUGCACCCAGUUCAAGCUAAAUAAACAAAGUAAAGACGAUC
This is a messenger RNA of Drosophila suzukii, 1162 nucleotides long. It is a transcript of the gene Jhbp2, whose product is annotated as Juvenile hormone binding protein 2. Lineage: Eukaryota; Metazoa; Arthropoda; Insecta; Diptera; Drosophilidae. The record is from RefSeq and is a predicted model, not a curated record.